Aspergillus nidulans FGSC A4 is the source of this 1064-nucleotide messenger RNA. RefSeq names its product putative mitochondrial genome maintenance protein Mgm101. The transcript is spliced from 2 exons. Gene Ontology annotation, molecular function: single-stranded DNA binding. Lineage: Eukaryota; Fungi; Ascomycota; Eurotiomycetes; Eurotiales; Aspergillaceae. Gene Ontology annotation, biological process: DNA repair. Bases 9 to 845 code for a protein of 278 amino acids. The record is from RefSeq and is a predicted model, not a curated record. Gene Ontology annotation, cellular component: mitochondrial nucleoid; mitochondrial chromosome.
CCACCGCCAUGGCCUUCCUCCGCCCCUUCCAGGUCGCAGACCCCCUCCUUCAGCGCGCAUCAGCCUACCGGAGCACCCCACGCCUCAUAACUUGCUCCAACAGUUACAGACACUUCACCCAGCGCUCCUUCCAACCACAACAAUCCUCAACAUCAGCAGCUCCAAAGCCAACCUCUCCCACACCAACUCUUACACCAGCUGCUGCCCGCGCCGCCGAGAUUGCCAUGCAGAAAACGCCAACCAGCGCAACAACUCCCAACAUCUCUAAAACCGGCCUCUCCGACAAACCGCUCGAGCUUGACAACACGCCCGCUGAGAAGAUCGACUGGACGCGCUCGUUUCACGGUCUCUCCGCCGAGCCAUUUCCCAAAGAAGUAGCAGAUAUUCUUCUUGCUGAGACGGACCCCGACGAAGUCGAGAUUAAGCCCGAUGGCAUUCUGUACCUGCCGGAGAUUAAGUACCGACGCAUCCUGAAUAAGGCGUUUGGCCCGGGAGGGUGGGGGCUUGUUCCUAGGAGUGAGAGUAUUGUCACGCCGAAAACUGUAACGAGGGAGUAUGCUCUUGUUUGUAAUGGGAGGCUCGUCUCCGUAGCCCGGGGCGAACAGGACUACUUCUCACCUGAUGGAAUCCCUACCGCAACAGAGGGGUGUCGCUCCAAUGCCCUUGUGCGGUGCUGCAAAGACCUCGGAAUCGCCAGCGAGCUCUGGGAUCCGCGGUGGAUUAGGAAGUACAAGGCUCAGUAUACGCGUGAGGUUUGGGUUGAGCAUGUGGUUAGUAAAAAGAAGAGCAAGAUUUGGAUCCGCAAGGAUGAUCCCGUCGGGUAUCCCUGGAAGGAGACGAGGUAGGAGCGGACCCGGAACCGGGCCAGGAAUCCGAAUCUAGAAGACGUUGGAUUAUGAAUCGGGCGUUUAGGUAAGAUAAGCUGAUGGCAGGCUGUAUAUUGCAUUCGGGACUGCUUUGCUGUGAUACCCAUAUACUGCACUUCCCAGCAGUCUGGGAUAGUGAAUUGCUGUGCGAUAUAAGAAAUCUCCCCAAGCAUUAAUAGCAUCUAACUUUGUUUGAAA